This is a messenger RNA of Vitrella brassicaformis, 3041 nucleotides long. The record is from the annotation of a GenBank genome assembly. NCBI's taxonomy places the organism in Eukaryota, Vitrellaceae.
AUGUAUACCUUUUUACCCCCGACGGCUGUUUUCCUCGUGUUGUUUAGUGCAUCUUUGACUGUGGCGUUCUCGGAAUCGAGUGUUCGUGCAUCGAAGACUGCGAAAACUCAAUCAGACCGGAAUCCCUUUGAGCUUCGGCUGGACGACCGAAAACGAUUCGUCCAGGAAGGAGACACCCGUCCGUACGGCGGGGGCCAGUAUGAGUACCUCAGUCCUCGGCCCAAGGCUGCCCACGUCAACGAAAAGACAUCGAUCGCCCUUCGUGAGGGGAGGAAGGUUUUGGAUGGUCCCGAGGAGGUGGGUGAGCUGUUUCGUGUUGAAGGAGAGAAGACUGGGACCGUGCACGGCCAAGUGGUACUCGCCCGGGAUGGGAAAACGUUGCUGUUCUAUCCUAGAACACCGCUGGCUCGCGGAGAAGAGGUGACUGUCACCGUACGCAGAGGAUUGAGGGUUGCAUCGCAUGGGCAAUCGAGUGAUGAAGGGGCACUUGAAGUGGGAGGCUAUGAAUGGAGUUUCACCAUUCGGGACGACGAGGAGCGGUCUGAUAUUCUUGCCGAAGACGAAUUCUACAGGUCGCCCGACUGGUUUCAAGGAAGAAACCAGACCAGGAGACAAAUCCUCACAAUUCGGAUGAGAAGCGGCCUCGGACGCUUCCGCAAUGGGGCGUUCAUUGGAAGUCCACUCACCAACAAGAGAAGAACGGCGAGCUGGAAGCCGAUGAAAAAGGGCUCUAUUACUUCGGACGCGCUGUCGGCCUGGCACAGGUGCGAAGAGGCAGAUGUCAAAUCGAACGGUAUGUGCCCUUUCGUUUUCUUAGCUGGUCAUCCUUGAAAGGGAUGGCCAGCGAGUGUGGUGGCACGCGACCAGAAUGGAACGCGCUUCAGACCUGCACGUCCAGGGUAACGGCAACCUGGCGUUUACUUUGGGUGAGGCGGAUGCGGCUUACGAGUUCGACAACCACUACGAACUGGUUCGCAUCAUCGACAGAUGCGCAGCGUAUACAUGCCGAUUGAUCUUGUAGGUCAAGAGGCACAGAGCAGGCAACGGGUAUGUCAUGAAUGUUCACUCCUUUGAGCUCCUAAAGGACGGCAGCAGGUGAGAAACCAAAAACAACCUUUCUUAGUAGGCACCCACCAUGCUUUGUGUAGCAUCUACAACUGCUGGCCAAUUGUCAACAACAUGUGGGAGGAUGUCGUGCAAGUGAAAGACCCAGACGGUUAAGCAGACAUCACUGACAGCUUCUGGGCCAGCAAUUCAUCAGAAUCUCCCCUGGAUCGCCACAUAGGCAACAUCGUGCUUGAGUGGCGAAGCAUUGAUGACUUCCAUGGAGGUAGGGGAGCAUAUUGGUGGCUGAUGAAGAGUGUGUGUGCCUCCCUUUGCCUCACUCGCCAGGUGGUGAUCCAGCUUGGUCCGCACACGAAGACGUGAGAGUACCACAUAGGCGAUAGACGCUUCUUUGAAAUUCCUCCCUGGUCUUCAUUGGUUGUAGCGAUACCACGGGAACAGUGCAGUGGAAACCCCUGGUACAUAAGAGUUCCCGGGAUCAUAUCCACUGCACUGUUCCCGUGCAGAUGGCAACUACCUCAUUUCCCUGCGGACGGCCAACCUAGUUUUCCUCUUGAGUGCUAAGACGCGGUACGCGCGUAGCAGUCAGUAGAGCUGCUUGGUAUUUCCUUUCUGUGUCACUGCGUUCAGCAUCCUGUGGCGGCUGGGAGGCGGCAGUAUAAGGUGUGCCAGAAAAAUACAGAAACACGCAUCUGGAGGAGACUUAUCUCUGUGAUGCAUAGCGAUUUCACAUUCAUCGAUGUCGAUGAGGAGGAGAAGCAGUCACCCGACGACCCGCCAUUCAUAGGCCAACAUUCUCCAUACCAGCUGCCGAAUGGUAAAGGGCGAGAGAGAUAAGGCUGCCCUGAGACACGUCUGUUGUUGAACUUCGCUGUGCAGGCAAUAUUCUCAUGUCAGUAAAGACACAUACGAGGAAAAACAGAAGAGAAAAAGUGAAUGAUUUUUCAGGUACGACAACCAGUUCAGGCAUUGGUCAUGGACUUACCUCCCCGACAGCUCUUUGCCCGGCCGCCACGCGUCGCGCGUGGUUGAGUGGGAGCUCGAUAUUGAGAAAAUGACGGCGACCAACGUGUGGUCGUAUACGCAUCCGAAGAGGUAAGCAAGUAGUGGCGUGGGAGAUCGAAUUGCUUAAGUGCACUAAUCCCUGGCAGGCUCUGGAGCUGGUGCUGUGGGGGUGUCCAUCUGAUCAACACCACUGAAUCUGACGCUCCAAUCCUGGCGAUUGGCUGGGGUGCUACUGAUGUUUUUUACAAUGAGGUGACGUACGAGAGUGAGCCCAAGAUCAUCAGAGAAUUCAGUGGCUUUAGUCCCAAUCGGGUGGGAAAACAGAAUGGGUGUAAUGGUGAAUGACUUGUCUCAUUUGGCGGGCCCUCCUUAGGUCUAUUUGCAGCCUUGGGAAGGCUUCUCCAAUGAUCCACCCCGACUUCUUCUCUGCAGUGACUACGCUAAGGACCCCGACUCCUUUGGUGAGCUGGAUGACUGGACGCUCCACAUGGCGUAUAAUGGCGUGACUGGUGAGCAUGCGUAAUAGCAGAAAGAAGCAAGAAGCUUUCCUCGUUUCGGACAGGAAUACCAAGGUGGCGCGUCCAUGGUGGUCACAUCUUCUGUGUGCAGGAAUAACGAAGUGGCGUGUGUAUGUUGAUACCUCCCCUGAGACCCUUGCCCAGCAGAAAGCAGGGGAAUUUCUCGUGGAAAUUCCCAAACAGGACUUUGAAGAGACGCUGUCGCUGAAGUCUGUGCGACAGCUGAUGGACGUCACAGGCAACAAGAGUAUCGAAUACAGCGGGAAGGAUGCUAUAUGCGCAAGUCGUCCCAGUCAAGGGCAAGGACGAAACCCUCACGCCAUCGAAAACGAUCAAAGGUGCGCUGGGAGCCGGGCGAUCGAUCAAGUAGUGCUUUGGAAACCACGGUUUUGUUUUGCAUACGUCCCUCUCCCUCUGUGCUGCCAUGCGACCAGUGCCUCUGGGUCUCUAUGA